Physcomitrium patens is the source of this 2157-nucleotide messenger RNA. Its product is annotated as cysteine protease ATG4B. Lineage: Eukaryota; Viridiplantae; Streptophyta; Bryopsida; Funariales; Funariaceae. Gene Ontology annotation, cellular component: cytoplasm. The record is from RefSeq and is a predicted model, not a curated record. Gene Ontology annotation, molecular function: protein-phosphatidylethanolamide deconjugating activity; cysteine-type endopeptidase activity. Gene Ontology annotation, biological process: autophagosome assembly; C-terminal protein lipidation; protein delipidation.
ACUCUUCGUCAAUCCUGCAAGCGUCGUUUUCAAUCUAAAGGAAUUCGUCUACACACAAUCGAUUCAACACGCUAUCGGUGUGAGGGGUUUGGAUUCCCUUCGUCUCUGUCUGCUCGGGCGGACAGCGCUCUUCGUCCGAAGGUAUCCGCUGAAGAAUUUGUCAUCGAUUGAUCGGAAUCGCUAGGGCAAGGUGUGGGGAGAGGUCGGGGUCACCAAGCGUUGACAAACACAGUUCUCCAACGGGACGGCUGGGAGAAAAAGUUUGCGUUGAAGCGAUUCUGGAUUUAUUGGACUGCAAAUUCAAAUAGAGCAACCUUGAAGCUUGUGAACUGAAGCGGAUCUGAAUCGAAUCGGAGUUCUUCGUACACGAGGCAUUCACAUACGUAUCUUCUUGUGUUUUGACUUGGUUGGAGGAGGUUUUCAAGUACGUUAAUGCUGAAGAGGCAGCUGGAAUGGGUGGAUCUAUUGGUCUGCAGGCACGAUAUUGAGUGAGGCAUAGUAAGUGAGGCAGUGGAGCUCCAGUGGGGGUUCUUUUUCAUUUUCUGGUUGUAAAGAAAGCAGGGGCGCUGGAGGUAGUAAGGAGAGCUGUGAGGUGCGGCUCCAUGCGGCGUCUGCAGGAGCUGCUGCUGGGGCCCAGGUUCACAGCAGCGAACGCAUCGUCAGGAAGUGAGAUUUGGGUUUUGGGACUAUGUUAUAAGGUGUCUGCAGACCCUAACAAUGAAACUCUUUCGGUUCAAGCCUUCGAAGAGUUUAUCAGCGAUUUCACUUCUCGCAUCUGGAUCACCUAUCGAAAAGGUUUUGAAUGUGUGGGCCAGUCAAAGUUGACUAGCGAUGUGGGAUGGGGAUGCAUGUUACGCAGUGGUCAAAUGCUUCUAGCUCAGGCACUUGUUUGCCACUAUUUGGGCAGGUCAUGGCGACGGGAGCCUGGCCAGCCAUGUUCGCAAGCAUAUCUGCAAAUUCUGCAAACCUUCGGUGACUCUGAGUCGUGCCCCUUCUCGAUACAUAAUUUGCUGGAGGCAGGUCAUCCUUUUGGUCUGGCUGCUGGAUCUUGGCUUGGGCCUUACGCUCUUUGUAGGACACUAGAAGCGCUUGCAAGGGCAGACAGGGAGCAGAGUCAAAAGAAGGGUGGCAAGCGAGCUUUGCCUUUCGCUGUAUAUGUAGUUUCUGGAGAAGCAGAGGGUGAGAGAGGUGGUGCACCAGUUCUAUGUGUAGAAGAUGUUGCGACAUUGUGCUCCAAGUGGAGAGAGCCAACUGAAGAAUGGACUCCCCUGUUGGUGCUCGUGCCUCUUGUCCUUGGCCUUGACAAGGUGAACCCUAGGUAUUUGCCGUCAUUGAGGGCAACAUUUACCUUCCCUCAAAGCCUUGGAAUUGCAGGUGGUAAGCCAGGAGCUUCAACUUACUUAAUAGGCGUCCAAGAUGAACAGGCGAUGUACUUGGACCCCCAUGAGAAUCAGCAGGUUGUGCCAGUAACACCAGAGAAUUUGGAGCUGGAUACUAGCUCCUAUCAUUGCAGUACUGUGCGGCGUCUCCCAUUGGAUACGAUUGAUCCGUCUCUUGCUAUUGGUUUCUAUUGUAGGGAUCGAGCCGAGUUCGAUGACCUGUGCGCACGUUCAUCAGAGUUGGCCAAGCAAUCCAAUGGCGCACCCAUGUUUACUGUUGCUGAGAAGUCUGCUCCUCCAAAGCCAGCAGACAGCUGCAACUUGGAUCUGGAAGAAUCGAUCCCCAAAGACCCUUCAUCCGAAGAUGAUUGGCAAAUGCUUUGAUGGGAAUGUAGUAGGAUCAUUUUCGACUGCAUAUCAUCUCACUGGCUUGUAUUCCGCUAGUUGCGGUUGUGUCGUUAUUGGACCGCUUGUAUGAGCAGUCAUUUUAUGUAGUUCAGGACAGAAUGGUUUGACGUUUAAGCAUUUAGUGAAUUCAAUUUUCACGAUUUUGGUGUCACCAUGACACUCAGUUUUUAGCUCGAAUGGAGGUUAGUAUAGCUGAUGGCCGUGCUGAGACCUUGUAAUGCUGUUGUAUAGGAUUCUUUGCCCACCCGCCUAUCCUGUCCAGUAUUUUGUUCAUUUCUUAAGGUGCUCAAUCAAUUGUGGUUGGUGCUCAAUAAUUUGUACAUAUCCAUCUGUGAUUAUCUUUUUCUUGAAUAAAUCCACUUUUUACCUA